Messenger RNA from Panicum virgatum (switchgrass), 767 nucleotides. RefSeq lists its product as uncharacterized. The coding region runs from base 90 to 644 and encodes 184 amino acids. The transcript is spliced from 2 exons. The record is from RefSeq and is a predicted model, not a curated record. NCBI's taxonomy places the organism in Eukaryota, Viridiplantae, Streptophyta, Magnoliopsida, Poales, Poaceae.
CCAUCCGCUCCCGCAGCCGCCGCUAAUGCUAUCUCUUCGUUCCCUCCCAACUCCUCCCCUCCCUUCCCCUGCGCGGAGCGCCGGCGGCCAUGGUGCGUCCAGACGGGCGGCGCGCGGCGCGCGGCGGUGGGCAGCCGGUCGCGGCCAGGCGUAGGAGGCUGGUUGCGGCCAGACGUGCGCGGGCGGACAAGCGGCCAGGUGCAGGCGGGGGAUGGCCAGGCGUGGCGGCGGGCGCCCUAGAAGGCGGAGGCUGCCAGGGGCGGGAGCCGGCGACCAGCGGCCGGUGGUCAAGGAUUGUUGGGCCACCGUGUCGCUCCGCCGGUGAUGCCCUGCGCGUGCAUCUCGGUGCCUUCCAGCACCCGAGCCGUGGUCUGCGGGACAGCGGCGGCGGCAGCCUCCCCGCCGAGACCUCCCUGCUGCCGCCGAUGCCUCCCCAGCGGCUGCCGAUUCGUCUCUCCGGUCCGUGGAGGAGCCGCAGCAUAGCCCCAUGGCGACAGUGUGUGGCAGGGAUGCAAGCCGCCGGCAAGGCGGCAACCACCUACAGGUUGUGGCAGGAUGGAGCAGAUGCCGACUCCACCAAAUCAGCGUCGACUGUAGUUAUUUGUCCUAAUCAGAAAAUGGAUGCACUGUUUUCAUUCAACUGAAAGUGCUAGCUCUAUAUUCUGCAGAUUAGCUUGAAGUUUGCUGAAAGUAGAAUCAUGGAUCCAGAUCAUGUUGUUUUCAUGGAAAAAUGAUUUCUAUAAGAAAUACCUUGCUUUGCAUCUUCU